GAACAAUCGCCAAGUCUGGCACGAAAGCUUUUAUGGAGGCUAUGGCUGCCGGUGGCGACAUCUCCAUGCUUCUGGGUACAGUUGAGAUUGGCCAGUUCGGCGUGGGCUUCUACAGCGCCUACCUGGUCUCCGACAAGGUCCGCGUGGUGUCCAAGCACAAUGAUGAUGAACAGUACAUCUGGGAGAGCGGUGCCGGAGGCUCCUUCACUGUCCAGAAGGACACGGAGCUCGUGCACGGUGAGAUUAAGCGUGGCACGAAGAUCAUUUGCUACCUCAAGGAGGACCAGUCUGAGUUCUUGGAGGAGCGACGCCUGAAGGACCUGGUGAAGAAGCACUCUGAGUUCAUCGGCUUCCCUAUUGAGCUGUAUGUGGAGAAGUCCAAGGAGAAGGAGGUCACCGACUCUGAGGAGGAGGAAGAAGAGAAGAAGGAGGAGAAGGAGGGCGAUGAGCCCAAGAUCGAGGAAGUCGACGAGGAGAAGGAGAAGGAAGAGAAGAAGAAGAAAACCAAGAAGGUCAAGGAGGUCUCGCACGAGUGGGAGCAGCUGAACAAGAACAAGCCGCUUUGGAUGCGCAAGUCCGAGGACGUCACCAACGAGGAGUACGCCUCCUUCUACAAGUCCUUGUCCAACGACUGGGAGGACCACCUCGCCGUCAAGCACUUCAGCGUGGAGGGUCAGCUGGAGUUCCGUGCUUUGCUCUUCGUCCCCCGCCGAGCGCCCUUCGACCUUUUUGAGACCAAGAAGAAGCGCAACAACAUCAAGUUGUACGUGCGACGUGUGUUCAUCAUGGAUGACUGCGAGGAGCUGAUGCCUGAGUGGCUGAACUUCGUGAAGGGCGUGGUGGACUCGGAGGAUUUGCCUCUGAACAUCUCCCGCGAGACCCUGCAGCAGAACAAGAUCCUGCGAGUCAUCAAGAAGAAUCUCGUGAAGAAGUGCCUCGAGAUGUUCGCAGAGAUUGCGGAGAAGAAGGAUGACUACAA
Molecule: messenger RNA, 979 nt
Organism: Symbiodinium pilosum
Lineage: Eukaryota; Dinophyceae; Suessiales; Symbiodiniaceae
Source: the annotation of a GenBank genome assembly